GAGGCAGAUGCUGGGCCCUGCUCUUCCAAUGGUUGUUUUUGCUGAACUAAUUUGUUGACUUUCCUGGUUUUUCCUCCCUUUAGUAUCAUCAACAUUUACCAGGAAUGGGUCAGACUUCCUCUUCUACACCCCCUCCAAAAGAGGAUCCUGAUUUGACCUCCAGCUUUGGAAAUCUUCAGAAUUUCAAGAUGAAAACCAAAAUCCUGUCUCAGGAAUUAAUCGCCUUCAUUGAAUCAUCCCUAGAGAAUGGAAACCUUCGGGAAACAGUUUCUGCAGUCAGCAGUGCUCUGGGUGACAUAGAGAAAGCCCCACUNAACAUUGCAGUGAUGGGGGAGACUGGGGCUGGAAAGUCCAGUCUCAUCAAUGCUCUGCAGGGAGUGNGGGAUGAUGAAGAAGGUGCAGCUGCUCCCACAGGGAUUAUAUAUACAACCACUGAGAGAAUGCCAUACACUUACACAAAGUUUCCNAGUGUGACACUGUGGGACCUGCCUGGCAUUGGAUCUACUGCCUUCCAACCGCAUGAUUAUCUGAAGAAAAUCGAGUUUGAGGAGUAUGACUUCUUCAUUAUUGUCUCUUCUGGACGCUUUAAACAUAAUGACGCAGAACUUGCCAAAGCCAUUGUGCAAAUGAAUAGGAGUUUCUAUUUUGUUCGAACCCACACAGAUCUUGAUUUAAUGAUUGUAAAACUGAGUGAUCCUAGGAAAUUCAAUAAAGAGAACAUCUUAGAGCAGAUUCGAAAUUCUAUUUCAAAUAUACUUAAGGAGGUUACUCACCAAGAACCUCCAGUCUUCUUAGUCUCUAACUUUGAUGUGUCUGACUUUGACUUCCCAAAGCUGGAAUCCACCCUUCUGAGCCAGCUCCCAGCCUACAAACGCCACAUGUUCAUGCUCACUUUGCCUGUUGUUACAGAUUCCACCAUAGACAGGAAGAGGGAUAUGCUGAAACAAAAGGUCUGGAAGGAAUCCACAACUCCAAGAGCAUGGGCUACCAUACCAUCCCGGGGACUGACCCAAAAGGACAUGGAGAUGUUGCAACAGACUUUGAAUGACUAUAGAUCUUCCUUUGGCCUGGAUGAGGCAUCACUGGAAAACAUCGCUGAGGAUUUGAACGUGACACUGGAGGAUCUCAAGGCAAACAUUAAGUCUCCACAUUUGCUCUCAGAUGAGCCAGAUACAUCCUUAACAGAGAAACUAUUGAAGUACAUUGGAAAUCCUUACUUUUCAAAGGUUUUCCACUUGCAAAAUUAUUUCAUUGACACGGUUGCGAGUGAUGUUAAAAUUAUCCUCAGUAAAGAAGAGCUUUUCACAGAGCAGCAUCCUCCACUGCACACAACUACAUGCCAGCCUUCCUCUAGCAGACCCUCUCCUUUAAUGGUUCAACUUUUGGUGAUCGGCUUUGAAAAUUUUUUUAAGAAUUUCAAGAAGGAAAGCAAAAUCAUCUCUGAGGAAACCAUCAGCUUGAUUGAAUCCCAUCUGGAGGAUAAGAACCUUCAGGGGGCAUUGUCUGCAAUUAGUCAUGCUCUGGGAAACAUUGACAAAGCCCCACUGAACAUUGCUGUGACUGGAGAAACAGGGACAGGGAAAUCCAGUUUUAUCAAUGCCUUGAGGGGAGUAAGGGGUGAAGAAGAAGGUGCAGCGCCCAUUGGGGUGGUAGAGACAACCAUGAAGAGAACUCCAUACCCACACCAAAAGCUUCCCAAUGUGACAAUAUGGGACCUGCCUGGCAUUGGGUCCACCAACUUCCCACCACAAAACUAUCUGACAGAAAUGAAGUUUGGUGAGUAUGACUUCUUCAUUAUCAUCUCGUCUACACGCUUCAAAGAAAUUGAUGCACAUCUGGCCAAAGCCAUUGCAAAGAUGAACACAAAGUUCUACUUUGUCCGAACCAAGAUAGAUCAAGAUGUCAGUAAUGAACAGAAAAGUAAACCUAGUUCUUUCAAUAGAGACAGUGUGCUAAAGAAAAUUAGAGAUGACUGUUCAGGUCAUCUUCAGAAGGCUCUCUCCAGUCAGCCUCCAGUCUUCCUAGUCUCUAACUUUGAUGUGUCUGACUUUGACUUCCCAAAACUGGAGAUCACCCUACUGAGGGAACUCCCAGCCCACAAGCGCCACCUCUUCAUGAUGUCCUUGCACAGUGUUACUGAGACUGCCAUUGCCCGGAAGAGGGAUUUCCUCAGACAGAAGAUCUGGCUGGAGGCCCUGAAGGCUGGGGUAUGGACCACCUUUCCACUUGGGGGCUUAGUCAGAGAUAAAAUGCAGAAGUUGGAAGAGACCUUGAAUCUCUACAGGUCUUAUUUUGGGCUGGAUGAAGCCUCACUAGAAAAUAUUGCCAAGGAUUUCAAUGUGUCUGUGAAUGAAAUUAAGGCACACCUUAGGUCUCUCCAGUUGUUAACAAAGAACAANGACAUGUCCUUCAAAGAAAAACUGCUGAAAUAUAUUGAAUAUAUUUCCUGUGUUACUGGGGGACCACUUGCCUCAGGCCUUUACUUUAGAAAGACUUACUACUGGAAAAGUCUCUUCAUUGAUACUGUGGCAAGUGAUGCCAAGUCUCUCCUGAAUAAGGAAGAGUUUUUGUCAGAGAAGCCAGGAUCGUGCCUGUCUGACCUCCCUGAAUACUGGGAAACAGGAAUGGAGCUGUGAGGUACUAACCUUUGGACUUGCUUCAGACAUGGACUUAAAGCCUCCUUUUAAGCAGCAAAAAAUUUCUGGAAAAGACCAGAGGAUUCAUCUCUUUUAGAGAGAGAAUAGCACUGUGGCAAGUAGAAGAAGCGUUUCCCAUGGUAUAAGAACUGUCUUCCAUUUAAGUAUCAUGAAUGAGAAUAUAUGGUUGUAUAUAUAUAUACUAAAUUAACCUGUUUAUGCUAUUCUAUGUCUGAGAUGUGGCUGGUUGCCUCUUCUCACAACUUCCUCCACAACAUGGUGGUGAAUCUCUUCAGCCUCACUCUUUCCCAGAGUUCCUUUUUCUCUGCCAGUUUUCCUAUCCAUUUUCUCCUGCCUUUCCGUGGGUAUUUGGCUCCUUGUUGACAGGUGUUGCUUUGACACCAUGUACAGGUGUGGGUCAUUGGGCUAUACACAGACAGUCUGGUCU
This is a messenger RNA of Mus caroli (Ryukyu mouse), 3084 nucleotides long. The record is from RefSeq and is a predicted model, not a curated record. NCBI's taxonomy places the organism in Eukaryota, Metazoa, Chordata, Mammalia, Rodentia, Muridae.